Molecule: messenger RNA, 1392 nt
Organism: Meriones unguiculatus (Mongolian gerbil)
Lineage: Eukaryota; Metazoa; Chordata; Mammalia; Rodentia; Muridae
Product: serine/threonine-protein kinase 33-like
Biological process (GO): mitotic DNA damage checkpoint signaling; protein phosphorylation
Cellular component (GO): cytoplasm; nucleus
Molecular function (GO): ATP binding; protein serine/threonine kinase activity
Source: RefSeq, a predicted model, not a curated record
AUGGCUGACCAUGAUUUGGGUGAAAAACCUACAAAUUGCCCAAACUGUGCAUCUUCUCAGGCCGGCCUGCUGUGCCUACGCUCACCAAGCCAGGCUCCAGUUUUGGUGGUGGAAAUGUCACAGACAUCGAGUAUUGCUAGUUCAGAAAUGUUUGCUUCACAAGAGAGAGAAAAAAAAAAAAGAAUUUCCAGCAGAGAAUCUUCUUUGAAGGAUUUGUCCAUAAGAACUUCAAAUGUGGAGAGAAAAAGUUCUUGGGGACAGUGGAGUAGGAGACAUAUCAUAGAAGGAAAAUUCCCACACAUAAGAAUGGAGAAUGGAGCCGAUAUCGAGGAAUUCUAUAGCUUUGGAAGAAUAUUGGGACAGGAGAGCUUUGGAAUGGUCAGUGAACCUAUAGACAAAGAAACAGGAGCUAAGUGGGCAAUUAAAAAAGUGAAUAAAGAAAAGGUUGGAAGCUCUGCGGUGAAGUUACUUGGACGGGAGGUGAACAUCCUGAAGAGUGUCAAACACAAACACAUCAUCCACCUCGAACAAGUGUUUGAGACGCCUCAGAAAAUGUACCUUGUGAUGGAGCUUUGUGAGGAUGGAGAACUCAAAGAAGUUCUGGGUAAAAAAGGGCACUUCCCAGAGAAUGAGACAAGGCAGAUAAUUCAAAGUCUUGCAUCAGCCAUCGCAUAUCUUCAUAACAAGGGUAUAGUGCACAGAGAUGUAAAGCUGGAAAACAUAAUGGUUAAAAGCAGCUUUAUGGAUGAUAACAAUGAAAUGAACUUAAGCAUAAGGAUGAGUGACUUUGGCUUAGCGGUGAGGAAGCACGGCUCCAGGAGCGAAGGCAUGAUGCAGACCACAUGUGGCACUCCCAUCUAUACUGCACCAGAGGUUAUCAAUGCUCAUGACUAUAGCCAGCAGUGCGACAUUUGGAGCAUAGGUGUCAUAAUGUACAUCUUACUGUGUGGAGAACCACCCUUUUUGGCAAAUUCAGAAGAAAAGUUCUUUGAAUUAAUAAGGAAGGGAGAGCUGAGAUUUGAAGAUCCAAUCUGGGAUUCCAUAAGUGAUUCUGCAAAUGUUUUGAAACAACUCCUGGAAGUAGAUCCUGCUCACAGAAUCACAGCUAAAGAACUUCUAGAUAGCCAGUGCUUGACAGGCAAUGCACUUUCUUCAUCUAGAACAACAAAUGUAUUAGAAAUGAUGAAAGAAUGGAAAAAUAACCCAGAAAGUGAUGAGGACUCCAAGAUGGAUGAGAAGACUGAACAGUCUGCCAUAUACAAAGACAGCAAAACAGGAAGGCCAAGAAUUCCUGAAGAUUCAUAUGGACCAAAUGUUACUCUCAUACCAAAACUGGAUAAGGAUGCAACAAAAACAAUGGCAAUGAUGAAAACCAUAGAACAGUGGGCUUGA